ACUUUACGAUCUGGCAUCAUUGUAAAUAUGGCGUCGGAAGAAGUUGCAAGUGUUUUGUAGCUGCUGCAUUUUUAAUAAAUUUUUGGUGAAUAAUGUACAUUUAAGUGUAAAUAUUUUUAGAAAAGUGUUAUUUCAUAUCCCUGCCAUCGAAUUGCAAUUAAUAGAAUUUCUUCAACGGCCAGAAAAGUGGAAGAAAACGAAUUAAAAUUUUGCAAAAGUGCUGCUGCAGUGGCCAACGAAUAUAUGAAUCGAAUCAAGGAUUUAGUUGUCAAAACAUUAUAAGCAGCCACCGCGAAGAACAACAAAAACAAUAACACAACGACGACGUCGUCAACAAGAAAGAAAAAAGAAGUCAAAAGAAAAGUAAAAAAAAACAAUUGCCAAUACGAACGAAAUCAGCAAGCCAACGACUGUGUGGCAGCGAGUGGGCAGAAUUCAAAGUGGUUCAAAGGCAGGUGUCUGAUGGUUGACGUUGGUGUUUCGCUUAGACAGCUUAGACAUAAACAAGAAUAAUUAAAUAACCUCCAUGGAGUAAUUAACAAGAAAGCAAAAAACGAACGCCAACAAGAAAAAAAGUAGAAAAGUGAAGAAAGUAAAAGAAAUUAGUAAUUGAUUGUAUUUCACGACGUGGAAUGUUCUGAUAGCUCAAAACCGCAAUGUUUUUGUUAACAAAAUGAGUUCUUCUCUGGCAAGUUCAAACCAAACGGUUCCUGUUUCCACAAUGGCUGGGUCCAAUAGCGUAUUGCCCAGUUUGAUAGGCAGUCGUUCAAUUCCACCUGCGGCAGCCGCCGUGUCCUUACAUCCUCAAAUGGCUGCUCAAUUUCGGGAAAUUCACAAAAACACUUGGCUAAAACGUUUGACAGCUGAAGGAAAGAAAAUUUGUGUCGGUCCAAAAAAAUGCGAACGCAGCUGGGUUGUGUUCUGUGUACAUGACGACACCGAGGCGUUGCUGGAGGGAUAUGCCGAACCCAGACAAGCGCCAUCACACAAUCCCGAAUGGGUUGUAUCACUGCAGGAUACAUUGCACAUUUCACACGCACUAAUUCCAAACUCACAUGAAUUCGAAUUUGUUGUCACGCUUAGCAAUGAAGUGUUGCGUUUUCAUGCUAUGUCAUGGGAUAUUAUGCAAGAAUGGGUCGAAACAUUGCGCUCAAAAUUGAGGGAAAUGAAAAUACUUUCCCCACGGGAAAAUCUCUAUACAAAACUGCCUGAAGUUCGACUUCCUCUAUUACCAACAAGGGAUCCUACAUCGCCAUUGCCAGCACCACCGCCAGUUCCAGCUGCAAUAGUGCCCGGUGUAGAAAGAAUUAUACCGCCUAGUCUCCAACAACAGCAGCAACAUCAAAAUACAGCCAGUGCAAACGACAAUAAUACUACUGACGAAGCUCAAAAUGAAACCGAUAAUACAACAGCAGUGUCAACUUCCUCUAGUACUUCCACAAAUGAUAGAUUAAGUAUUAAUUCAACUACAGUUAAUAGUAUACCGUCCACCACAAAUACCAUAUCAACAACAUCAUCCAACUCUUCUUCAUCGGUGAGCAGCACGAACGUCAAAAAUAUUGCAACGACAUCCACUCCACUUCUAACAUCUAUGUCCAACACGUUAACCCAAAACUUAUUGAAUAUGUUAUCGGAUCCAAUAAGCGCUUACAGUGAACAAAUCAAUGACGCCAAUUCAUCAUCUUCUUCCGUUGAUUUGGACGAAAUAUCAAAUGUAACAACAAAAGCAUUAACUUUAAGUUUAGAAAGCGGAGACUUAGAUUUUAGUGGUUCUCAGGCAGCUGACGAGGAAUGUAUAGGACCUUUGUUACGAAAACCCAAUGUUAAUCCUGGUGACUUCGCUAAUUUUGCAUGUGGCAGCUUCAAUAAUAACAGCGUUCGUUUGGAUGUACUUUCAGCACAUCGGGCUUCUGCUGAUCAUGUUCGCAAUCUAGAAAAUAUAUUACAAUGUGAGCGACGUAUUCCAAGGCCACAAACAUCUCGAUCCCUCUCAGUGGGAGCAGUCGAUGUUUCUAGCAAUCAAUUGACGAAGCAUUGUCAUAAACCCGAAGUCACACCAACUAAUGAUACUCACCAACCAUUGGUUGUGGCCAAUUCGAGCUGCCGUGGCAAUAAUGUCACAGAACUAGAAGUCAAUUCAGACUUUGAAACGCAGCUGGCGACCGCUUCAUCGUCUUUAGCAGACUCAAAAACAAAUAUCACAAUAAUACAAGUCUCUACAAAUAUGAUUAAUGGUGAUAAAACUUCCACUUGUGAUAGCGAUUACGAACCUCCUGAAUUGCCGCAAAAGACAUCAAACGCUGAGAUAUUCACAUUCCCUGAUACCCAUAUAGCGUUGGCAGCCACAUCACUAAAACACGCCAAGCAAUUUGAAUACAAGAGUAAUGUACAAAUCAUUCCGUCCAGUAGUACUAGCAAUAGUAGUAAUAGUAACAUUAGUCAACAACACAAUAGCAGCACAAUUCAAGUAAUAGGGGAUGUAACAGCCGUGAAAUCGUCUGUGGGUGGUAACCAGUAUACAACACCAGCGAAGAAAACCACAUUGGCUUCAGUAGUGCCAGCAUCUUCAACAAACGCUGACCAAUGUAAGAUUACUACAGUCCAUGUAGCUGGUACUGAUAACGCAUAUGGCACUUGCUUCACACCUCCAUCGAACAUGUGCUCGACAUCGGCACCUCAAUCGUCGUCCACUCCCAAAAUGCCCAAGAAAAUUAUUUUAUCAGCAAAUACAUCUGGUGUCACAAAUAUAACUGUAAAUAACUCAAAUGAAGCCUCAUCUGUGGCCAUGCGAAGGAGUUCUGUGAAAGAAGAGGUCGAAAAGACAGCGAAACCAAACAAUCGAAAUAACUCAAUGCAUUAUGAAAAAGUAUUCCUAUCAUCAACGGCCAAUGCGACUGUUGACAUCGAAUCACCAACAUCGUCAACAUCAAAUGCCUGCCUUACUUCGGAAAACAUUGGUGCUGCGUCAUCUUCAUCUUCGCAACAACAGUCACAUGCAUUGACACCGAUGUCACCGAAAUGGAACUCACCUCUCAGACACGCCAUGCAAAACAAAACAAAGGUAGAUUUAGGUCCAUUGUCGCCUAUCACAAAGUCUUCAGUCAUCAAUGGUGUCAGUGACAAGAAGCCAAAGGGACAAACAAUAAAACCAAGCAGUCUUGAACAGCCAGAGAGUCGUGUGAAAUCAGGAAGUCAAGUUCCAUCUGAUCAGCCGAUUACUUCAAAUAAAAUGGCUAGUCCGGCACUUCAAAGAAGAAGAAUUGUGUCUCCAUCCAACGCUCCACCAGGGCAAAUGCCCAGGCCCCCAUUUCUCUUAAGAAGAGGUCUUACCGAGGCAGUGAUAACCGCAAGACCUAGUCGUCGAGAUUUCCAUGUGCUUAAUAAAAUGUCAUCAUCCAAAACGAAAAACACUCCGCCUUCGACAAAUGUCAGCAGCAAAUCCAUCAUCUCGAAUUCUAAUAACAAUGGUGAUAUUCCUGGUCCAUCUGCAGUUACACAAACACCUACGCACGUGGCUAUAAAUCGAACUGCAUCUGAUGCGGUGGAACAACGCAGGCGUAGUUCCUCGACUUCUGAUGCGCAAGGACAGCGUAACUCACGUGGAGCUAACAACAAUGAAUUCUCAAAUCGAUCUAAUCCAGCGACGGGGGGAAACCCACCAUUGCGACAACCACCGCAACCUUUUCGAAUAAGCGAUAACAUUUUGGGUGGAAGUCCAGGCGGCCACCAUAAUAGCACGGCGUCCCCAACAAAAAGAAUGACCUUACGCGAACAACAAGUAAUGCAAUUGCGUCGUGAAAUAAUGCAUCCUGGAGGUGUGCGCUUACAGUUACGACGAAAAGACUGUGUUGGUUCAAUAGCCUGGGUAGAUGCAUUCGGUGCUGUUUGGGUGGCUGGAUGGAAGCAAAAGGAACACCCAGUGCUGUACAAUGCCCUUCACAUUGGUGAUCAGUUACUAUCCAUAGCAGGUGUUACUAUAACUUCAGCAGCCGAGGCUAAUAAAAUCAUCAGGAAUACAAAUACGCUUUUUGUGGAAGUUCUGGUUCGCCGCAUUCCGUUUGGCAGGGGCUAUGCCAUACGCCGCGAAAGAGAGGGGCAAUGCUUAGGAUUAAUACGCGAUGGCAAUACUGCUACCAUUGUCGAUGUUGUGCCAAAUAGUUUAGCAGCAAGGCAUGGCUUACCUCCAAAGGCUCAAUCGUGCGAUGGAACAACUUUAACCUUUUGGGUACUAACCGAAAUAAAUGGCCGCCCCCUGAACUUGUUCUUUAAGGAUAAUGAAAUACGAGAUCGUCUAAAUUCGGUGGGUCGUGACAUAUCCAUAUUGGUGCAGCCGUCCGAUUUAAUAACAAAGCUUAAAAAACAAUUAAAGUCAUUGCGCGGCUAUAAGGAUUAUUUGGUGCAAUAACCCUAAAUGAAUUAAGCGGCAAACAGCUUAAAAUAAUACACACAUUUAGCAGGUGGAAGACAUUUCAAAUCUCAAGUAAUAACUUCUCUUCUGUAUGCAAAGUGCCCACUAUUCCUUUUUCUUCUUCUUCUUGUAUCAUUGCGAUUUGUUGGUAUUGAUGUAUCACAAAUCUACAUUAGGGAUAUAGCUUAAAUUUUACCAGUAUCGAUGUUUAAAUUUGCAGAUAUUUCUCUAGCUAUUAAUUUUUCCCAGUGGUCUAGUUCGAGAAAGGUGGAACUUUGCAUACAAAAUCAUUUAUUUUCGUUUACUCAUUACUGUAACAUAUUCCUCGCUUUUGAAUUCUUUAAGAAUUAAAAGCGAAUCAUUUUGCUUUUAAAAAAGUGUAAUUGUCUCAAGAAGUUUUUAGUAGAAAAAUGUAUUAUGUAACUUAUAGUCAGUAUAUAAAUCAAAAUAAGAAACGUUUAGGCAUACAUAUUAUACACAUUUUAGAAGAAAACUUGUAUUUAUAACUUUGAUUUUGUAUUGCAUAUACAUACAUACAUAUAUUACCUAGCGGAAACAAAUCAUUCAUAUAGGCAUAUAUACAAUCGUUCAUACAUAUAUCUUCAUAAAUAUACAUAUAUAUUUUUGCAAUCACAUAUAUUUUAUAUAUACAACUAAUCGUAAGACUUUAUAUAUAUACAUAUGAUACAUACAUAUAAAAAAUAUAGUUAAUUACUUUCUAAUUCUAUUUACCAAAUAAUACUCACAAAUCAACACAUUUGCUAUGGGUUUUGGAAAAAUCUAUUUUACGAAUGAAAUGAAACAGAAAUCAGCAGCAAAAUUGUUAUUUGGUAAUUAAGUGCAACAAAACAUGUAAAUUUACGAUUCAUUCACUAAUGACUAAUUGGAAAAUGUUGUUAAAUGCCUCUAUUGUCUUACUUAAACAAAAAAACAAUUGAUUACAAAAAACACUAAACUUUUAACUACGACACUUCUCAAACAAUUAUCAUUCAUCUUUGGUGAAAGAAUGUGGCUAAAAAUAUUUAUUAGUUCUUCGUUCGAUUUGUCAAAUCAGAUGCAAUAUUAUAGUGCCUAAUUUUUGUUUAGUAAUGAAAUGACUCAUCAGUUUUAUGUUUGUCCCACUUUUUGUGAUUGAAUGAAAAAUUGAUUUUUGAACGUGAUAUACAUUUUUAUUUCCAUUAGAACAUAAGUAAACAAAUUCCAUACAUUUGAUCUUUUUCCUAAUUAUACAAGCAAUAAAGUAACUAAUUACCAUGA
Molecule: messenger RNA, 5665 nt
Organism: Musca domestica (house fly)
Lineage: Eukaryota; Metazoa; Arthropoda; Insecta; Diptera; Muscidae
Product: serine-rich adhesin for platelets
Exons: 8
Coding region: 674-4405 (1243 amino acids)
Cellular component (GO): plasma membrane; cytoplasm
Source: RefSeq, a predicted model, not a curated record